Molecule: messenger RNA, 1067 nt
Organism: Telopea speciosissima
Lineage: Eukaryota; Viridiplantae; Streptophyta; Magnoliopsida; Proteales; Proteaceae
Product: peroxidase A2-like
Exons: 4
Coding region: 1-1065 (354 amino acids)
Biological process (GO): response to oxidative stress; hydrogen peroxide catabolic process
Molecular function (GO): heme binding; peroxidase activity
Source: RefSeq, a predicted model, not a curated record
AUGUCCUUUACCUUAAACAUGUCAUCCUCUUCCACCACCACCUUAACCGUAACAGCAGUUCUUCUCCUCUGUAUGUCGUCUAUGCUGAUCAGAGGAUCAACAGGUCAGUUGGAUGCUAAUUUUUACGCAGAUACGUGUCCCGACGUACUCGACAUCGUCGAAGAUGCCAUCGAACAAGCGUUACAAACAGACCCCAGAAUCGGUGCCAGUCUCAUUCGACUUCAUUUCCAUGAUUGCUUUAUCAAUGGUUGUGAUGGAUCAAAUCUGUUGGACAACAGCGACACUAUAAAAAGUGAGAAAGAUGCCCUUCCCAAUUUGAACUCGGCUAGAGGAUUUGACGUUGUUGACAACAUCAAGGCUGCUUUAGAGAAUGAAUGCCCUGGUGUAGUCUCUUGUGCAGACAUUCUCGCCAUUGCAUCUGAAGCAUCGGUUGUCUUGGCAGGAGGUCCUUCAUGGUCGGUUCUUCUAGGAAGAAGGGAUAGUACAACCGCAAACCAGAGUGCAGCCAAUACCACUAUCCCAGCUCCAACAGAUAGCCUAACUGUGCUCAAGGCUAAGUUCGCAGACCGAGGCCUAAACACCAAUGAUCUUGUUGCAUUGUCCGGUGCCCACACAUUUGGACGUGCCCACUGUAGGGUUUCCAUUAAUCGGCUCUACAAUUUCAAUGGUACAGGCAAUCCUGACCCGACUCUCAACUCAACUUACUUGAAGACUCUUCAACAGAUCUGCCCACAAGGUGGAAACGGGUCUACCCUAACCAACUUAGACCCGACCACACCCGAUGGAUUUGAUAAUCACUAUUACUCUAACCUUAAAACAAACCAAGGUCUACUCCAAAGUGAUCAAGAAUUGUUUUCAACUCCGGAUGCAGAUACCAUCUCUAUCGUUGAGAGCUUCAGCAGAAAUCAACACAAAUUCUUUAAAAAAUUUGUUAAAUCUAUGAUAAGAAUGGGAAAUAUCAGCCCGUUAACGGGUUGCGAAGGAGAGAUCCGAUUGAAUUGCAGUAGUGUUAAUAAUGGAGAUUCAUCAUUUGGGUCAGAUAAUAUGUUAAUUAGCUCCAGUUGAUG